Molecule: messenger RNA, 1917 nt
Organism: Clonostachys rhizophaga
Lineage: Eukaryota; Fungi; Ascomycota; Sordariomycetes; Hypocreales; Bionectriaceae
Source: the annotation of a GenBank genome assembly
AUGGCUUCUAGCAACUCCCAAAAUCCAUCAGGCGGGAAUGAACUCUAUAACCAGUUCCAGAAUCUUGGUCUCGGAGGAAAUCAGCCGGUGGUUCGGGAUGACAUUGACUAUGAACCUCCCCCAGGACCACCACCCAACUGGAAGCCUCCGGCCACUUCCAAGCCAGCUGAAUCCCCCCAAAGAACCGAACAGACGUCUAAUCCUGUUCAUCCAGAGCCUAAAGCAUCAAGCCCAAGCCGGCUUCAUCCAUCGGGAGUUGUUCCUCUGACUCAAUGUGCUAAAUACGCCGUUGGUCUUGACCUGGACUGGUUCCAUUAUCCUACAAUCCCGUCUUUUCAUAUUUGCAGCUACUGCUACACACAACACAUCUACAACACCCAAUUCCAGCAGCUAUUUGAAAAGACCCGUCUUGAAGCAGCGAGAGAGAAUCAGUGUCAAUUUGGAUCCGCCCGCAUGAAAACAAUAUGGGCCACCGCCGUAUCCUCUGGCGAUCUGGACCCUGUUGUCGAGUUCAUGAAGAAGAGGUCUGCCAUUCCCAAUUGCCAGUUGACAAAACAGCUUGAGGGGGAAAGCUGGUAUGUCAGCCAAGACCUACAAGGUAUGACAUUGUGUCGAGCCUGCGUUGAGGAUACAAAUAUCAGACCCUUGUUUCGAGAAAAGUUCACCCUCCAGACUACGGCUGCCGCGUAUUGCGAUAUGAGCAUUAGAUUUAUUGCCGGCAUGUUUGAAAAGUAUAAAGAGACUGGGAGCUGGGAAACCUUCGUUUCAGAUGUUUCCGCCCGACUCUCAGUCGGGGCAUGCCCACUUAGAGAACCUGCCCCAGGAGUAGGACGUCUGUGGUUACAAACUCGCCAGGGUCACUCUCACUCGAGCCUCAAGAUAUGUGCUGGUUGUUAUAUGGACUUCUUUGUAGGCAAUCCCGAUGAAGCGGUCUUUGAGAAGGCUAGUGAAUCUUGGGAUUAUGUUCACUGUGACAUUGGGAAUUCCUUCUUGCAGUUUACUGCGGUAUCCGCUGCCGACAAAGGCGACCUGAGCAUCUUCUGGAAGGCUGUGCGCGGCAUGAGAAGCCAACCCCAAUGUACCGACCAAGGCAUUACAGGAGGAAAUUGGUAUGAACUCAAGGGAAGACCCCUAGGGUUUUCCAUCUGCGGUUCCUGCUAUGCUUCCUUAGUAGACCCUACUGGGCUCGGGCAUCACUUCAUUUCCGCAGGUCACUCCUCGCAGAAGACACUGUGCUCUUUCAAUCGUGGUCACGGCCGGUUCACGGAAUAUUUAAUCAAUUUCUCUCGGUCCAUGGCCAUUGGAGACAUCAAAUGUCUUGAAGAGUAUAUUACGAAAUAUGGAACCAUCCUCGUUUGUCCGAAAUACCGGCCCACGAGUGCAAAGGGCGGGAAAUUUUGGGGCUGGGACAACCUAACCAUAUGCGAGAACUGUUACAUCGACUUUGCGAAAGGAACAAGCCUAGAAAGCAGGUAUCUCCUCAAAGGGAGCCUCGACCCCGUGGGUAAGAUGUGCGAUUUAUACUCCCCGCGGAUGAGAAAGCUCUACUCGGAGGCUUGCACAACAGGGGAUCUUGACGGACUUCUGGUCAAAGCCAGCCAGAGGCGCGACGUCUGGUACACUACAGUCCCUGUUAUUCACCGGAUGGAGUUGAAUCUCCAGGAGGCUGCUUUCCAAGCGGACAUGCACCGGCAAGAGUCCACUUUCUAUAACAACCUUGGACAUUAUGUGCACAAUAUAGUUGGAAAUACCUACACAGUUGGGAACUCGUAUGCCGGAUAUGGCCACGCCAAUGAAUACUUGUUGACGGGCCAUACACAUCAUAAACAGGCAAAGGAGGCGUCACGCAUGGCAUCGGAUGAGUCGAGCUGGAGCACAGUGAGUAUGCUGAAAGAGCAGUGGGCUCAGGUGGAAUAA